GAAUUAUCUUCUUAUCCUAGAGAAUUUCUUUCUUCUUUACCAUUAUAGUUUCUUCUAUUUCACCAGAUGCACAGUAAAGUCUACAGAUCUUAUUAUCAAUCACCUGGCUGUAGCCAAGUCCUUGGUCAUACUCUUUGAAAGAGUUCCACAGACAAAGGCCCCUUUUGUGUUGAAACAUAUCCUGAGUAAUAUUGCAUGCAAACUUCUCUUCUAUGUUCAUAAAGUGGGCAGAAGUGUGUCUAUGGGCAGCAUCUGCCUCUUGAGUGUCUUCCAGGCCAUCACUGUCAACCCCAGGGACUCCAGGUGCGCAGAGUUGAAGCAACACACUCUCAAAUAUGUUGGACCUUUCAACAUCCUCUCCUGGGUCCUGAACAUGCUGGUCAGUAUGUUUGUUCCUAUCAACAGGACUACACAAUCACUAUAUAAUUUUCUGUUAUUAUCCUAUGAUGUUUUGUAUUUGGGACUCAUGUUCUGGGCCAGUGGCUUUAUGGUUUUCACACUGUACAGGCACAAGCAGUGUGUCCAACACAUUCAUGUGACCAAACUCUCUCCCAGAUUGUCUCCUGAGUCCAGGGUCACUCAGAGUAUUCUUGUUCUAGUGAGCACCUUUUCAUCAUGUUGUUUUUGA
Molecule: messenger RNA, 628 nt
Organism: Tupaia belangeri chinensis (Chinese tree shrew)
Lineage: Eukaryota; Metazoa; Chordata; Mammalia; Scandentia; Tupaiidae
Product: vomeronasal type-1 receptor 3-like
Exons: 2
Biological process (GO): G protein-coupled receptor signaling pathway
Cellular component (GO): membrane
Molecular function (GO): pheromone receptor activity
Source: RefSeq, a predicted model, not a curated record